AUGAACUAUCUUCUACGCAGUGCCGGUAUACCAGAUAUUAAGACAUUUGUCGACGAAUUUCGAAGAGCGUAUGAAGAAGAAGGUGAUAAUGAACAGUUCGAGCAUGUCAUCGUGCAAACAGCAAAUCAGACGCCGGAGAACGUGAGUUAUGAACAAUUAUUUCGAAAAUUAGUCGGGUUUGGUGAUGGAUUUCGUGUAGCAGAACAGGAACCAGCUGUUCCUCCUCAAACAAUGCUCUCGGUUCAAUCGACUCCCAUUAAUUCAUCUUAUUCAAUGAACGCUCUCUUUCUAAAACCUGAAAGCACGGCACAAGUACCGCCGAAGCCUUUACCAUUCCAUAUGGAUCCAAGCAAUGGUCAACAAACGCUCCUUUAUAGAGUGGCAGCUGUGGGAGGUCAUCGAGAUCAUUCAAUGGUGUCUGAUAUGGACGAACCGCUGCUCGGUAAAUCGUCAGUAGAGGAUCAUGCGGACUGCAGAGCACUGUUUCAGAGGAUUGCCUAUUCCGGCAGCGGAUUUCAAAGUCAAGGAGGUCGAGAUGCGAUGCUGGCAGACUCACCAAAUUUGCCACCUGGUGACCUUGAGGUUCUGUUUCAGCAAAUUGCUCAUCGAGGUAGCGGUCUGAAAGCUGGUACUGAACCGCUCCAACCUAAGCUAGGUUACAUUAGCAGCGCGCGUCAGGUAUAUAAGAUGUUUAAAGGUGAAGGUGGAGGAAGCGAAGGCCUGUUGAACAAACAGUUUUACACGCUCUUCAAAAGUUUUGACAAAAAUGGUGAUGGAAAAAUAACAAAAGUCGAUAUAGAAUUGUUUCUGAAAAGUAUUGGUCUCGGUUUCAUCAGCUCGUACAUGGCAACGGCUCUAUUUAACGUGGUGGACACGAAUCAUAAUGGAUCAUUGGAUUUUAUCGACCUGUUAGCGUUGAUUGGUCUUCUUACUGCAUUAUUGACAGGAUUGGGCGUUGAAAUGUAG
Didymodactylos carnosus is the source of this 966-nucleotide messenger RNA. The record is from the annotation of a GenBank genome assembly. NCBI's taxonomy places the organism in Eukaryota, Metazoa, Rotifera, Eurotatoria, Philodinida, Philodinidae.